AUGAAAGCCACUGACUGGUGGACAUUACACAACCUCGACUGGGGAGUUGUGGUGGAUUUGAAAGAUUUCUGGGCUUUGCCCGAUGCGUCUUCCAUGACUGAGCAGUCAGACCGACUGAAUAGUCCAAUCAAGGCUAGAUCUGCGUUGCUGCAGGAAAUUACUGCCAUUGGAUGGUUCAAGGCAGCCAAGUGUGCACGAUCCGUUGACUGGAUUGGCUAG
This is a messenger RNA of Penicillium oxalicum, 219 nucleotides long. RefSeq lists its product as uncharacterized. Bases 1 to 219 code for a protein of 72 amino acids. Lineage: Eukaryota; Fungi; Ascomycota; Eurotiomycetes; Eurotiales; Aspergillaceae. The transcript has a single exon. The record is from RefSeq and is a predicted model, not a curated record.